Cyprinus carpio (common carp) is the source of this 1536-nucleotide messenger RNA. RefSeq names its product calcium-activated potassium channel subunit beta-3-like. Gene Ontology annotation, cellular component: membrane; voltage-gated potassium channel complex. The record is from RefSeq and is a predicted model, not a curated record. Gene Ontology annotation, molecular function: calcium-activated potassium channel activity; potassium channel regulator activity. Gene Ontology annotation, biological process: detection of calcium ion; potassium ion transport. NCBI's taxonomy places the organism in Eukaryota, Metazoa, Chordata, Actinopteri, Cypriniformes, Cyprinidae.
AAUCAUUUAGUAGUCAGUCUUGUUUAAUAGCUACAUACAGCUAUCAUGCACAGAAGAACGCAUGUUUUGAGGGAUGUCAUUCAGGAAAACGGAGGUAAGUGGAAGAAAGCGAGAGAGAUGAAGUGCAACGAGAAAGCCAGAGCUCAAAUCCCAGCAUCCAGCGCAGGAGAAGACAGAGCCAUUCUCUUGGGCUUCACCAUGAUGGCCUUCUCCAUCCUCACGUACUUUCUGGUGGGAAUCGUGAUGGUGAAACCAAGUCUCUACAGUAACUGGAAACCUAACAACUGCACACUGGUGCAAACUGAUUUGGUGGAUGAAGUGAUGGAUUGCCGUGGCAUUGAUAGCUUUAAAUGCCUGCGUGUUUGGGUGAACAGCACCCCUGAAAAAACACUUCAACUUUACCGAGAUGAAGACACUGUCAAAUACAGGCCAAAGUGCUUAUACAUUCCGAAAUGCCAACGAAACAAGACAGAACAAGAGGCUGAGGCCAAUAACAUCAAAAAUGUGUUAAAGCAAAUGGAGAAUUGGAACAAUAUCACAUGCUAUUUCAGUGCUACACACCCAAAUGACGCCAUCUAUAGAAGAAAAUACACCGUUCAAAUGGCCUUGUACUACCUGCUGUGGCCCAGCCUCAUGUUGUUUGGUGGAAUCCUGCUGGUGGGGCUGGUGAAGCUCAACCAGCAUCUUUCUUUCCUCUGCACUGAGAUCAGAAGAGAGGAGUUACUAGGCAAGCAGAGUAAACUGACGGAGGGAAGGGUCUAUUACAAGCUCUUAAGAUGGAGGUCUGGAGGCCCCACGGAGCAGCACGCAGAAAGUAGUAUAAUGUGCCCCUACUGCAGUGGGCAGGUUAAAAGUCGUAUAAUGACUUUAUUCAGUGUCUUAUGAAGUUAACAUUAGUGCCUUACACCCUGUGGCCUUAGCUUUUUAUAACAUUGUGAUUGUUCAUUAUAACCAAAUAGGAGGUUAUAGAUGCAGUUAAGAGGGUAAUUUCAAUGAGCUGAAUGUAGAGAAGUUUGCUUCUUCAUUGGAACUAAUUUGAACAAUUUUAGCAUUACAGUGAAUGGGUGCCAUCAGAAUGAGCCAGCUGAAAAAAACAUCACAUUACUCCCACUAAAACAUGAUCCAGAGCACUCCAGUCCUGCAAGUAACAUCUUGUGAAGUAAAAAGCUGCAAAUUUCAAUUUUUGAGUUAACUAUUUCUUUAAUUUAAUAACGGUGAGAAAAGAAAAACAUUAAGAUUACUGACAUUUCCUUCAACCUUUAAACACAACACAAUGCAAUGCGUAAUUCAAAAAUGGGGGGGGGGGGUCAACACAGAAAAUUCAGUUCUUGUUCCUUUUGAAAUGGCCAAUUUUCCUGAUCCAGUCUAUCAAAUAAUGUGGUAUAAAACCAAGCCCUGUCCUACAUUUCCCUGUUGAAUAUUUUGUAUCACUCAGAAAUACAACACAUUGCAAGUAAAUGGGUUGUGAAUGAAUUAAAGUCAAAUUACAGGAGCUUGUAUGAAACAAUUCAAUAAUAAAAACUGAUUCAUAUAUUA